ACUAGUAGAAUUAAUGAAGCUAAAUAUCUUUUAUAUAUGAACCCUAAUUUUCUUCACCAUCCUGAUGCAACAUAUUUAGAAGAAAUUACUACGGAACAUGAUUUUUAUGUCUCUGAACAAAAUAAAAAACUUGAAGAAAAGAAUGCUAUUUUAGAAGUAAAGGUUGUAAAAUUAGAGAAAAAAAAUACUGAGUUAGAUAAAACUAACCAAAUGUUAGAAGAAGUAUUAGAAUUAGAGAAAGAAACAUCUGACUAG
Molecule: messenger RNA, 255 nt
Organism: Funneliformis caledonium
Lineage: Eukaryota; Fungi; Glomeromycota; Glomeromycetes; Glomerales; Glomeraceae
Source: the annotation of a GenBank genome assembly